CUUCGAGGCGCAGCCAGUUUCUAUAGCGACGGCGCUGAGCCGCGGCUCUUCCGAGUAGUAACAAAGCCGCCCGCCCGCUGCCGCGCCGGGGCUGCGGGGGGAAGCGGCUUUCUCUCCAGAGGACAUCCCGACAGCUUUUGCCCAUGUGGAGAAGAAAAGGCAUUUCUUCUGUUCCCUGCAAGUGAACCUUUGCAAGAAGUUCUUUUUCGUGGAAAAUGGAUGCCCGGCUCAGAGUAAAGGACACGGAGUGCCCAAUCCCUAGCAGAAGCUGAAAACGGAUGAUGUCUACUGAUGCUAUUCAAUGAUGUCAUCUACUCUUUUUCUGUUUGAGAUGGGUGAUAGGAAAAUGUUCUAAAAUAAGACUGAGUGACCUCUUCAAACCUUGACUUCUCUUUCCACAAGUCUAAAAACCACCUGAGGAAAUGACCACCCAACUACCAGAGGAGUCCGUGGAGACCCAGAGCUCAGAUGAGCUUGAGUGCAAGAUCUGUUACAACCGCUAUAACCUGCGGCAGAGAAAACCGAAAGUGCUGGAGUGUUGUCACAGAGUGUGUGCCAAAUGCCUUUGCAAGAUCAUAGACUUCGGCGAUUCCCCGCAAGGAGUCAUAGUGUGCCCGUUCUGCAGGUUUGAAACGUGCCUGCCAGACGAUGAGGUUAGUAGUCUUCCUGAUGACAACAACAUCCUUCUGAAUUUAGCUUGUGGGGGAAAGGGAAAGAAGUGCCUACCAGACAACCCGACAGAACUCUUGCUGACUCCCAAAAGGCUGGCAUCUCUGGUUAGCCCUUCUCACACCUCUUCCAAUUGCCUGGUUAUAACAAUCAUGGAAGUACAAAGAGAAAGUCCCCAGACUCUGAACUCAACCCCAGUGGUGGAAUUUUACAGGCCUACAAGUUUUGACUCUGUUGCAACUGUGUCCCACAACUGGACAGUGUGGAACUGCACAUCUUUGCUCUUCCAGACCUCGAUUCGGGUGCUAGUCUGGUUGCUAGGGUUGCUGUACUUUAGCUCCUUGCCUUUAGGGAUUUAUUUACUGGUAUCCAAGAAAGUCACCCUUGGGGUUGUCUUUGUAAGCCUUGUUCCUUCGAGCCUUGUUAUUCUCAUGAUUUAUGGCUUUUGCCAGUGCGUUUGCCAUGAAGUUCUAGACUGCAUGUCAUCUUGAUAACAAAUGCACUAAAAUAAGGUGUAUUACCAGAUGUGUAGCAUAAUUGAUUUAUCCUGUUUUUGUAUUCUUUGUAUUCUUAUUUAUUCUUAUUGUCCAUCCCACUAAAUGGAAGCAGUGGCCCUAGUUACAUGGUCCCUUUUCUUCCAAAUAAUUUGACUCUCCUCACCCUGAGCUUUUUUUGAGCUAAGAAUUGGAAAUAAAAACUACAUGUUGAUUUUGAAGGGCUGAAUUUUAGAAAGGGAUAAAGCAAAAAUCGCCAAACUUGGUGCCUGCUGCUGCCGCCACUGUUCACGUGCUUUUUAUUGGAUUGAUCAAGUCAGUUCAGGCUGUAGGAUUCACUCAAAAAGAAAUUACUGUAGCAGACACCUUCCAGAUACAAGUACUGCAUCUCUUCACCCAAAGCAUCUCAAGCUCUGAAACACCUAUUAUUUAUAAUCCAUCAUCAUUUACAGCAAAUUAAAUCACUCUAUUGGUAAAUACUGUAAGAAGAAUAAAACAAAGUACUGGUUUUUUUGGUUGCGGUUAUAACAAAAGUACUUGUGGGAGGCCAGCGUGUUUGUUGGUUUGUUUGUUUGUUUUUAUGUUAAAAACUUGUCUCCAGAACACUUUCCCCAAAGAGAAAUCCAUUUUUUCUUGUCAUGCAGUUGCAGCUCACUGUGAAAUAUUCCUGCUAAUGAGUACUUCUGGGGACCCAGUCGUGUGUUUGCUGUUCUCCAGGUGCACUUAUUUCAGUGUACACAGCUUAAGCUUCCCUCUGAGGGUUCAGAGCUCUGCAGAUUUCUCUAGCUAUGUUCUGUUAUGCUUGCCCUCCCUCCCAGCAUUUCCACCACCACUAGUGACAUUUCCAAGCCACCAGUCCUUCCUAAUGGACGACCGGCCUCAUGCACACGUACUCUGCAGUAGCUGUGCUGGAGAAUUUGGCUUAUGUGACUUUAGCUCUCACGAUAGAUUUUUAUUCCCAACCAUUAGGAAACAGAUCUUCAAUCACUAAUACAAAUUCAAGAAAAAAAUCGGAAAUUAUUAAAUAAGGGUUUUGUUUGUUUGUCUGUCUGUUUGUUUUUGUUCUGAGCUCACAGAAUGAACAUUGUAAGGAGAUACUGUGGCUUUGGGAAGGUUUCUGUUUAAGGCAUAGUCCUUCAAAAUGUUUAAUACUCUGAACUCCCCGUCACCACUGUGAGUUGAUGGCAAUCUAGAUGUGGCAAUUAGCAUGUCUCCAUUAGUGGAGCUCAAAGGAAUUACUGAUACUUUACCAUUCCACAAAUAGAACCAGGCCCUGUAAGGCUAGCUUGUAUGUUGCAUGGUUUAGGCUACAUUUUGAGCUACUGAAAGAACACAAAAAUAAGUAAUAUUUAAUGUUUAUGUGUAUAACUAGGUCUAGAAACACUGCGGCUGCAAACCGGUUUUCUUUUGCACAGCAGAGUGGAGUUGAGCAGGGCAAGCCUUGUUUUUGGGUCUGGCACAAGAUUUAGUCAUUUCAAGGCAGUGUAAAAGGGAGAGGGGUAUGUUGUAUGAAAAUUGAAUGUAUGGCCUAACAAUAUACUCUCAGAGCAAACAGACUUUGGUAAGAAUGAAAAAAUGACAGUGGGAAAAGCAGAGCCUAUCAAGAGCAUUUGAAGUUAAGCUGCUUCAAUUUUUGUGGAUGGCACAGGUAGUAUCUUUGGUUUUAUUCCUACUGCAAACAGAGAAAAUGUGGAAAUGUAAGGGUCCUGCUUUUCUUGACACUCAUUUUAUAAUAGUGCGUAUAGAUGUGUGUGUAUGUACACAUAGACACAUAUGUAAGAAGAAAACACAGUGAAAUUUUAGUUUUCAAGUGUAUGGAGCUAUGUAUUGAAUGAUUAAAGGAAAUGUUUCAGACUUUUCUGUAAUGACAAUAAUUAUACCUAAAAUAUUUCCAGAAUUCCUAGAAAAUACUAUUCCUAAGUAAUUGUUUUAACUGUCUGUGAUAAAGCACAUGUAGUUUGAAGAGGAAUCUUCUCCAGUCAAGGUUUGACUCAUCUAUGAACUCAUAAAUUUUAAGUAUCCAACAACAAUUAUGUCAAAAAGAAAGAAAACCAGAAACCUAUGUGGCUUUAUAGAACUUCAUAACUUUUGGAAAGAUGUAUUUGUAGUGUUAGGGGUUUAUAUGUUUUAGGAUUUGUUCAAUUUGUCUGAAUAUAGUGUCUCUAAUAAAGGGCUGACUAACAGAGGACAUAGGUAUUGCAAAUGUGUGAUAUAUAUGAAUUACCUCUGCACAACAUGCUCUACGGUGCUAACUGUUGUCUUUUCCUUUUGCUUUUCAGUUGAUUAUCUUAGCUCCAGAACCAGGUAUUUUGUACUCUGUUUUAAAACAGAGCCUAAUUGUAGCAAAAUUACAGUGGUAUCAGUUACACAUCACACACAAAUUAACACACCUGUUGUUAUACUUCUCCACUUUUCAGACUGCCAGCCCAUUAAAUUUAUGCUGUUAUUUCAGGCUGUGCUGCAGUACAAACCCACUCAAAGGUGCAAGCCUGCAAAAGCAUAUUGAUUGUACAGCUAUGCUGCCACUCAGCCAGAGCAUGCUAUUGCAGUUUUGGGGUCAUAAAAUACCUAUAUGACUUACAAUAUGGCCAUUGAGAAUUGCUGGGAGAUAAAUCUCAAUUACUUGUGGAGGAGAAUUUUUGCUGUGUGACUGAGACUAGAAGAACUUCAGAUAUUACUCUUUCCUUAUUUUUAUUCUCUACCAUCCUUUAGACUUUGAACUGUGUCCUCUGCAGUGGAAUAACUGCGCUGAAAUCGAUGUAAAUGGGGCUAAAAUCAAGACUUACAUAUUUCUCUGCCUGCUUUUCCUUCCUUUUCUCUGACUGUUUUUCUCUCCUUGGAAAGUAAUGGCUCCUGGGGUUGUAAAAUACUGCCUGCACACCAAGGCAAUUCCCUUUCAGUGGGAUUUAUUCCUGCUAUGCCCAGACAUGACUCAACCAAGUACAAAGUGCUAGAAAUUCAUUACUACAAGAUUAAUUUAGUCCAAAUUAGAUUUUUUGUUGUUGUUGUAAUUCCUGCUUAUCCUAUGGAUGCAGACUGUAUCGUCACCAGCUGUUCAUUUACAGUAUGAUACCGUGGCAUCCCUUGAGGGCUGGGGCAGGAUGAUACAGCAGCAGCUGCUGGGCACAGCUUAGGAAGGAUGUGCUGAGCUGGACCAUCCUGUGAGCAGGACUCAGUGAGGGAUGAAGCUCUGCAAGCGUGGCCUGAGCCGAGAGCCCAAAAGGCAAUUAAGAGAGCGAGGGU
This is a messenger RNA of Hirundo rustica (Barn swallow), 4406 nucleotides long. RefSeq names its product ring finger protein 182 (gene RNF182). The record is from RefSeq and is a predicted model, not a curated record. Lineage: Eukaryota; Metazoa; Chordata; Aves; Passeriformes; Hirundinidae. Bases 423 to 1160 code for a protein of 245 amino acids. The transcript has 3 exons.